AUGUCUUCUGAUCCAACAGCGAAGUUGACGAAAUUGAGAGAAUUGAUGAGAGAGAGGAAUAUUGAUGCUUAUAUCGUCCCAUCCGAAGAUGCUCACGCCUCGGAAUACCUCGCACCUUGUGACGCAAGAAGAGCAUUCAUAACUUCUUUUACAGGAUCAGCGGGAUGUGCAAUAAUAACUAGGGAUGAAGCUAAGUGUUGGACAGAUGGCAGAUACUGGUUACAAGCUGAAAACCAAUUAGGCGAAGGAUGGACACUGAUGAAAGCUGGACUGAAUACAACUCCAACGUGGGGAGAAUGGCUCAAGUCGGACCUACCACCAUCAUCUAGAAUAGGUAUUGAUCCAACUUUGAUAUCAAAGUCUGAAUGUACGACCUUAUCAACAUCACUCUCAACUUCACCUAUCAAUUCAACUCUAAUACCUAUAACCGAAAAUCUGAUCGAUAUACUAUGGUCCGAUUCUGAUAAACCAUCUCGACCGUCAAAUGAGAUUUUCCAUCUAGAAGAUCAGUAUACGGGAGAGAAUGUAGGUUCCAAGAUAAAUAGAUUAAGAGACAAAUUGAAGAAAAUAGGUAGUCCCGGUAUGGUAAUUGCAGGUUUGGAUGAAGUUGCUUGGUUAUUCAAUUUGAGAGGUUCAGAUAUACCUUAUAACCCUGUGUUCUUCGGUUAUGCCAUACUCACUAAAGAUGAUUGCACUUUAUUUGUUUCACCUACAUCAUUGACUGAUUCAGUUAGACGCUAUGUACGUGAAAAUGGAAUAGCCGUACUGGACUAUGAUCAGAUUUGGCAUUCUUUAAGCAAUUGGCAAAAGAGAUUAAAUAUGGAAAGAUCCCAAUCCCAAUCGCAAUCGCAAAGUCAGCCUCAGUCACAAACGAAUGACGUGGAAAUGGACAAUCAGCCAGCUAAAAGACCAAGGACAGAUGGGGAAACAUUAUCAAUAUUAACAGAGAAGAAGGAAAAUGAGGCGAAGAUUAUCAAGACUGAUAAAGUCCUAAUUGGUGGUAAAACAAGUUGGGCCGUAGCUAAAGCUGUUGGAGAAGAUAAUGUCGAAGUUAGAAGAUCAAUGAUAGAGGAAUUCAAAGCUAAGAAGAAUGCCACCGAGAUAGAAGGUUUCAGACAAUCUCAUAUACGUGAUGGAGUCGCUUUAGCAAGAUAUUUCGCUUGGCUAGAAGAUGUCUUAAAUAAAGAUGAAACGUGGACAGAAUAUGAUGCUGCCACUAUAUUGGAGAAUUACAGAAAGGAGAAUAAGUGGUUUAUGGGAUUAUCAUUCGAGACUAUAUCCUCGACAGGUGCAAAUGCGGCUAUCAUCCAUUAUGCCCCACCAAAAGAAGGUUCCGCAACCAUUGACAAGGAAAAGAUGUAUUUGUGCGAUUCAGGAGCUCAAUAUCUUGAUGGAACAACUGAUGUCACGCGAACUUGGCAUUUCGGUUCACCAACUGAUGAAGAAAUAAGAGGUUUCACACGUGUGCUGCAAGGUCAUAUAGCUCUGGAUACUGUCAUUUUCCCUCAAGGCACAACAGGUUACAUCCUGGAUGUUCUGGCUAGAAGGGCACUGUGGUCAGACGGACUUGAUUAUCGCCACGGGACAUCUCAUGGGAUCGGUUCAUUCUUAAAUGUUCACGAGGGUCCUCAAGGUGUUGGACAGAGACCAGCAUACAAUGAAGUACCCCUCGUCGAAGGAAUGAUCAUUUCAAACGAACCUGGAUAUUACGCUGAUGGGAAAUUCGGAAUACGGCUGGAAGGAGUUGAUAUUAUAGUGAGAGCGGAAACGAGGGAGAAUUUCGGCGGGAAAGGUUAUUUAGGUAUGGAAAGGAUAACUAUGUGUCCAAUCCAGACUUCCUUGAUAGAUGUAUCAUUACUCACCCAACCUGAGAAAGAAUGGUUGAACGAAUAUCACUCUGAAGUGUUGGAAAAGAUCGGACCUCUGCUGGGAGAAGUGGGAGAUGAUAGGGCUUUGAAUUGGUUGGAAAAGGGGUGUAGGCCUAUAUGA
Molecule: messenger RNA, 1989 nt
Organism: Kwoniella shivajii
Lineage: Eukaryota; Fungi; Basidiomycota; Tremellomycetes; Tremellales; Cryptococcaceae
Exons: 19
Coding region: 1-1989 (662 amino acids)
Molecular function (GO): metalloaminopeptidase activity
Source: RefSeq, a predicted model, not a curated record